Messenger RNA from Pelagomonas calceolata, 987 nucleotides. The record is from the annotation of a GenBank genome assembly. NCBI's taxonomy places the organism in Eukaryota, Pelagophyceae, Pelagomonadales, Pelagomonadaceae.
AUGCUGCCCCAGCGGCAGAGCGGCACGCCGACGGCGCUGCAACGCGCCGUACGCGCGCGCGAAGCCGCGAAACCCAAGAAGCAGCGACGCAAAUGGAACAUACAGCCGGUGCGGCUUGCUGCUGCGGACCGGGUGGCCUACCCGCCGGGCCAGCGGCCGGCGCCGCGCCCGCGCACGCCGGCCGCGCCGAGCGAGAAGACGUCGGUGCCGCGCGCGCGCACGCCGGCGGUCGACGCACCCAAAUCGUCGCGCACGCCCCGCGUGACACCCCCCAAAACAGCAAUCACGAGCCACGCGGCGCUCGCGGCCAAGCGCGCGCGCCACCUCGCCGCGGGCGACGCCACGCCGCGGCAUCAGCCCGCGCCGGCGCUGGCGUCGGUGCCGGCGCCGAAGGCACUGAUACCCGAGGAGCAGCCCGUCCGCGGCGCCGCCCAGGCGCGCGCCGUGACGCCCGACGAGGGCUCUCAUCAGAGGCGGGACCUGCGGGCCGUCGUCUACGACGCCGAGAAAAAAACACUGCUGUGGCAGGCGCCGGAAGGUGUACAACCGGUGCCGUACGGGGAGGCACUCACUAUGGCGCGGCCGCCGCGCUACGUGCGCGCAUUCUACGACGUCGCCUCGGGUGAGACCUGCUGGACGGCCGACGAGCGCGUUCCGGCGGCCGCGCCCGACGCGGCCGACGCCUCGGAGGACGCCUCGGAGGACGCCGCGUCCGACGCCUGCAUCGACGCGCGCGGCACGGCGGCGUCGCCCGUCGCGUCGCCCGCGGCGUCUUCGGAGUAUUCCGAGGCCUUCGAGACGGACGACGAGAGCUUCGCGGUCGACGAUGCGGAGGUCGGCGCGUCCUGCUUCUUCGACGACGUGUGCAACCACGGCGUCGCGGAGAAGCGACGACACCUGGCCCUCGACGGCGGCAUGGAGGAGAUGCGGCGGCGCAUCGAGCGCAUGGAGGUGUCGCUCCGCGAGGGGGGCAUCGUACCUGCGUAA